Molecule: messenger RNA, 1838 nt
Organism: Rosa rugosa (rugosa rose)
Lineage: Eukaryota; Viridiplantae; Streptophyta; Magnoliopsida; Rosales; Rosaceae
Product: trimethyltridecatetraene synthase-like
Exons: 2
Coding region: 38-1576 (512 amino acids)
Molecular function (GO): iron ion binding; oxidoreductase activity, acting on paired donors, with incorporation or reduction of molecular oxygen; monooxygenase activity
Source: RefSeq, a predicted model, not a curated record
UCAAGUCGCCUCACCAUCUACAUUCCACAUUACUAAAAUGGAGCUGGUUUUCACUUGGCCUGUUCUAACCUUAGUCUGUCUAGCAACUUUAGCCCUUCUCUCUAAACUUUUCUUUCCCCAAAGCCGAAAACUGAAAUCUCCACCGGGUCCUAAACCAUGGCCUAUUAUCGGCAACCUAAAUCUCAUAGGUCCAAUCCCUCACCAAAGCCUUCACAAACUAUCCCAAAUUUAUGGACCAAUAAUGCAGCUCAAGUUCGGAUCCCGGCCAGUUGUCAUUGCUUCCUCUGCAGAAAUGGCAAAGCAAUUUCUGAAAACACAUGAUCAUGUCUUUGCUUCCAGACCCCAAACUGCAGCUGGCAAGUACCUCACUUACAACUACCUUGAUGUCACUUGGGCGCCUUACGGUGACUAUUGGCGCCAAGGCCGCAAGAUUUUCAUCACUGAGCUCUUCAGCUCGAAAAGACUAGAGUCUUUCGAGUACAUUCGAGUUGAGGAGAUUCGUGCUUUCCUCUCGCGCCUCUGUGCCUUGUCAGGGAAGCCGGUUAUGCUUAAAGAGCAUAUCUCGCGCCUAACGCUGAGCACGGUGAGUAGGAUUGUGUUGGGAAAGGAGUACUUCAGCCAAACUGAUAUUCAGACCUCGGUUGUGACACUCAAAGGGUUUCAGGACAUGUUAGACGAGUUGGUGUCGCUGAGUGGGGUUUUGAAUAUAGGGGACUGGAUACCCUGGCUGAAGUUUUUGGACUUGCAGAGGUACGAGAAGCAAAUGAAGGACUUGAAGAAAAAACUGGACAGGUUUCAUGAUUAUAUUCUGGAUGAACACAAGGCAAAGAUGGGAGGAGUGGAGGAUUUUGUGCCGAAGGACAUGGUGGACUUAUUGUUGAAGCUGGUUGAUAAUCCGGAUCUUGAAGUUAAGCUCACACUAGAUGGUGUCAAGGGAUUCACCCAGGAUUUAGUAGCCGGAGGAACGGAUACAUCUGCAACGAAUUUGGAGUGGGCAAUGUCUGAACUCAUAAAACAACCACACCUCAUUAGAAAGGCAACCGAAGAGCUUGACAGAGUAAUUGGGAGAGGGAGAUGGGUGGAAGAAAAAGACUUGGAACACCUCCCCUACAUAGAUGCAAUCAUGAAAGAGACAAUGAGGAAGCACCCUGUUGUUUCAAUGCUUGCACCACAUCUAGCCCUUGAAGAUUGCAACGUGGAAGGUUACCAUAUUCGUAAAGGGACUAGAGUGUUCGUAAAUACAUGGAGCAUAGGGAGAGACCCUUUAUUAUGGGAAGCACCAGAGGAGUUUAAUCCAGACAGGUUUUUAUUGGGAAAUAAGGGGAUUGAUGUGAAGGGACAAAGUUUUGAGCUGCUUCCAUUUGGUUCAGGAAGGAGGAUGUGCCCUGGUUAUGGCCUAGGACUCAAAAUGAUUCGGUGUAGCUUGGCUAACAUGUUGCAUGGGUUCAACUGGAAAUUACCUGACAAUAUGAAGCUAGAAGAUUUAAGCAUGGAGGAAGUUUCUGGGCUGUCUACACCUCGGAAGGUCCCACUUGUUGCAGUUGUGGUGCCUAGGCUCCCUAUCCAUCUUUAUUAGUAAUUACUUCUAUGUUUAUGUGAAUGUGAUGAAGAUGUUCUUGUGAAAAUUUUAUGAUUGGAGCAAAUGAAUAAUUGUCAUGACCAUUAUAAUGAUUACUAGAGUUACUGAAUUUGAAUAGUCAUAGUGUUUAUGUCCAUAGUAAUUGCCAUAUUUGUGGUGUUGUCUAGAGUCCACCUAUAUUAAGGCUAUGUUACUCUCAAAGAGAAAAAUUAUCAAAGUUGUGUAAUAUAAAUUAGUAAGAUCUUAUUUUAAAAGUCUC